AUGGAGUUUUCAAAUGGAGAUAAUAGCAAUGGUAAUAACAACAAUAGUGGUUCUUCGUUGAAUUUUUGCAAUGGUGGAACUGAUGAUCCUUUGAAUUGGGGUAUGGCGGCGGAUUCAAUGCGAGGCAGUCAUCUUGAUGGGGUGAAGCGAAUGGUGGAGGAGUACCGGAAGCCGGUUGUGCUGUUAGGUGGAAAGGGGUUAACGAUAUCUCAAGUGGCCGCGAUUGCUACACACAACACCGGUGUGGCGGUUGAACUUGCCGAAGAGACACGCGCCGCUGUUAAAGCUAGUAGUGAUUGGGUGGUUGAUAGUAUGAACAAAGGGACGGAUAGUUAUGGAGUAACCACUGGGUUUGGUGCAACCUCUCACAGGAGAACAAAACAAGGUGGUGCUCUCCAAAAUGAACUCAUAAGAUUUCUGAAUGCCGGAAUUUUCGGCAAUGGAACGGAAACAAUUCAAACAUUACCUCACACAGCUACAAGAGCAGCCAUGUUGGUGAGAAUCAACACACUGCUUCAAGGAUAUUCAGGAAUAAGGUUUGAAAUCAUGGAGGCAAUAGCAAAAUUUCUCAACCAUAACAUAACACCAUGUCUUCCAUUAAGAGGCACAAUCACUGCAUCAGGUGACUUGGUUCCUUUAUCCUAUGUUGCCGGCCUUUUAAUCGGACGUCCGAACUCGAAAUCUAUUGGACCUGAUGGAAAAAUUCUCAAUGCUAAAGAGGCUUUUCAACUAGCCGGAAUCGAAACUGGUUUUUUCAAGUUGCAGCCGAAAGAAGGUUUGGCUCUUGUGAAUGGUACUGCUGUUGGAUCAGGUUUGGCUUCGUUGGUUCUUUUUGAGACGAAUUUACUUGUUGUUUUGUCGGAGCUUUUGUCGGCGAUUUUCGCCGAGGUUAUGCAAGGAAAGCCUGAAUUCAGUGACCAUUUGACUCAUAAGCUGAAACACCAUCCUGGUCAAAUUGAGGCUGCUGCUAUAAUGGAACAUAUUUUAGAUGGAAGUUAUUAUGUUAAGGCUGCACAAAAAGUACAUGAAAUGGAUCCACUUCAGAAGCCUAAACAAGAUAGGUACGCGCUUCGGACGUCGCCUCAGUGGCUUGGACCGCAGAUUGAAGUGAUUCGGCACGCAACGAAGAUGAUUGAGAGGGAGAUAAAUUCUGUGAAUGACAAUCCACUUAUUGAUGUUUCAAGGAAUAAGGCACUUCAUGGAGGGAAUUUCCAAGGUACACCGAUCGGCGUUUCCAUGGAUAACACGCGUUUAGCCAUUGCUUCAAUCGGGAAACUCAUGUUUGCGCAAUUCUCUGAGCUUGUGAAUGAUUUUUAUAACAACGGAUUGCCUUCGAACCUAACCGCGAGCCGCGAUCCGAGUUUGGAUUACGGCUUCAAAGGAUCAGAAAUUGCAAUGGCAUCCUAUUGCUCAGAACUUCAAUACCUUGCCAAUCCUGUCACUACUCAUGUUCAAAGUGCCGAGCAGCAUAACCAAGAUGUUAACUCCUUAGGCUUGAUUUCAUCAAGAAAAACUGCCGAAGCAGUUGAAAUAUUGAAACUCAUGUCAUCGACUUACUUAGUCGCAUUGUGCCAAGCAAUUGAUCUGAGGCACAUUGAAGAAAACCUGAAAACCGUAGUCAAGAACACUGUGAGUCAAGUGGCUAAGAGAAUUCUCACAGUCGGUGUAAAUGGCGAGUUGCAUCCAUCAAGGUUCUGCGAGAAGGAUUUGCUAAAUGUUGUUGAACGCGAGUAUGUGUUCGCUUACAUUGACGACCCCUGCAGUGCUACAUACCCUCUAACGCAGAAGCUGAGACAUGUACUAGUUGAUCAUGCACUGCAAAACGGCGAAAAGGAGGCAAAUUCAGCAACCUCAAUUUUCCAAAAGAUUGGAGCUUUUGAGGAAGAGCUUAAGAGCCUUUUACCUAAAGAGGUUGAAAAUGCAAGAGCUGAAGUUGAAAAUGGAAACCCCGCAAUUCCUAACCGGAUCAAGGAAUGUAGGUCUUAUCCAUUGUACAAGUUUCUGAGAGAAGAUUUGGGGACAAGUUUGCUGACAGGUGAGAAAAUUAAGUCACCUGGUGAAGAAUGUGACAAGGUUUUCUCAGCAUUGUGUGAUGGAAGUUUCAUUGAUCCUAUGUUGGAAUGUCUUAAGGAAUGGAAUGGUGCUCCUCUACCUAUAUGCUAG
Lathyrus sativus (Indian pea) is the source of this 2163-nucleotide messenger RNA. The record is from the annotation of a GenBank genome assembly. Lineage: Eukaryota; Viridiplantae; Streptophyta; Magnoliopsida; Fabales; Fabaceae.